Molecule: messenger RNA, 93 nt
Organism: Ramularia collo-cygni
Lineage: Eukaryota; Fungi; Ascomycota; Dothideomycetes; Mycosphaerellales; Mycosphaerellaceae
Exons: 2
Coding region: 1-93 (30 amino acids)
Source: RefSeq, a predicted model, not a curated record
AUGAGGACUUCCAAUUGCUGCAACAGAGGCAUUCCUAAGCCUCUGAUCCUCGUCUCACGCAACGGUCUUGACACACCGCCUAUUACGUCGUAA